Messenger RNA from Hirsutella rhossiliensis, 1185 nucleotides. RefSeq names its product lysine methyltransferase domain-containing protein. Bases 1 to 1185 code for a protein of 394 amino acids. Lineage: Eukaryota; Fungi; Ascomycota; Sordariomycetes; Hypocreales; Ophiocordycipitaceae. The transcript has a single exon. The record is from RefSeq and is a predicted model, not a curated record.
AUGCAUUACGUGCGGCUCCUACGGGCCCCCAAGCUCGUUCACUUGAGACGAGCCACCCAGAUCUCGCUCGUCCUGGCCGUCACCACCGACCUCGGCGACUCGUUGCUGCACCCGGAAGAAGCCAUCGAGCUGAUGGCCAGCGCCGUCGUAACUUCGUCGUCAGGCACCUCGACGCACAAGCUGGCAAGUAGCGGAAAGCUUCAAUGGCGGCCGGGAGAUCGCGUCGCCAAGCCCAUCUUGGACCUCCCGCCGGCCGUGGUGGCGGCGCUGGCAUCUGGGGACCGCGUUGAAUUAUGCGUCGGUCCGGCGCCGCCCUUUUCGGCGGAUGCGCUGCGCGACAUCUUGGCUUCCUCGACCGAGCACGCUUCUGGGGGCGGCGACAAGGGCUUGGUGAUGCCGGUUUGGGUGGUGCUUAGAGAGCAUGAGGCUGAGGACGACCUUUGCACGCGCAAACUUCGUCUAAACGGACCGUUGGAGCCACCCGACUAUCUCGAGCUGGAGGAGGAGUUGGGCGAGAGCAUCGCCCGUCACAUCUGGGACGCCAGCCCCGUUGUGCUAGCCGCCAUAGCAGCCAUCUUCCGGUCUCCAAGCUACGAGCCGGGCCAGCAGCCGUGCAUGGAUGCCCUGGAGCGCAUGUUUGGCGCGAGCAAGACCAUCAACAUCCUGGAACUAGGCUGCGGAGUCGGCAUCCUCGGCGCAGGCCUGGCCGCCGUCUUCCCGCCCGCCGCCGGAGACUGCACCAUUCUCAUGACGGACCUCGCCGACGCCGAGAAUCGGGCGCGGACCAACGUCGGCCUCGUCGAGCGCAACCAGUCCGGCCGCGCCAACCUGCUCUACGAGAACCUGGACUGGGAAGACGGCAGACACGGCCGCUUUGGGCCACUCCUGCAGCGCCGGCGCUGGGACCUGGUCAUGCUCAGCGACUGCACCUACAACACCGACACGCUGCCGGCUUUGGUGGCGACACUGUCGGCCGUGCACGCGCACAGCGUCGGGCAAGCUGGCGGCGAGGCCUUUUCGACAAAGGUGUUCCUGGCGACCAAACAGCGCCACUCUUCCGAGCAAGUCGCCUGGGACCUGUUGGCGCGCGACGGCUGGAAGAGGCUGGCGGCGCAGACGUUGCCGCUGCCGGUCUUGGGAAGGGAGAGCCAGUCCAUUGACAUGUACCUUUUCGAGAAGAAAUGA